GCCGACGUCAGUCCAUGUCCAUCUCGCAGUCUGCGAUCCGACGCGCGAUUUUUAAAAGCGCAAUGUAGAAUCACGAUGAGAGAAGUUCAGCUCGACAUCCCUUGCUGUACAGAACAAACCCCGGUAUAAUCUUUGAUUGUUUUCACUGAGACUCGCGCCAAGAUGGCCAUCUUUGGUGACAGCACGGAAGGCGAGGACGGCAAGCAUGUCUGUCCAUCUUCAGCGGCAUACAAUAUAGAAGCCCCUGAGCCCUUCAUCGGCUCGCUAUCAUUCCACCAUUUCAACAUGAUCCUCUCCGGCGCCUGUGUUGGUCUCGUGUGUCUCAUCAUUUUCACCCUGAUGUUCCGACACGCCACGCACUUGAGCAAACCAAGAGAGCAGAUCAAAAUCAUGAAGAUCUGCCUCCUCCUCCCGUUGUACUCGAUCACCUCGCUCCUCGCUAUAUGCUUCCCGACCGCCGCCGUUUCGCUCACGCCGUGGAUGGAGGUAUACCAGGGUCUUGCGCUGGGCUCAUUCUUCCUACUUCUCUGCGAGUUCUUGACUCGUGAGAAUGAAGACGGCGUUGGUGGAUUCUUUGAGUCUUUUGAUCCGCCGAAGAAGAGGGGAAAGGAGGUUGUUACUGGGGUGGAGUGGUUCGGUAAACAAUGGCUGGCCAUCUGGCAAUAUCCCAUCAUCGCAUUGGGUGCCGCGAUCGCGACCGACAUCACUGAAGCCCUGGACGUCUAUUGUCUGGAAAGCAACAAUGUCCAUUUUGCGCAUAUAUGGUUAACGGUCAUCGCGAUCGUCUCGGUCGCCUUUGCCGUCACCUCGAUCCUGAUAUUCUACAAGGGCCUCAAGUCGCACCUUCAAGCCCACAAGCCUUUGUCUAAACUAUUGGCAUUCAAGCUGAUUGUUGGCCUGGCUUUUAUCGAGAAGAUAGUUUUCACUAUCCUCCACUCAACCUCGACACUCCACCCAACAGCCACCCUCUCCCAAGCAGACACAGACGUCGGCAUCCCGCACCUCGUCAUCUGCAUUCAAAUGGUCCCAUUCGCGCUCUUCUUCCCCUAUGCCUACAGCGCCACUCCGUACGUCGGUCUCACUCCGUACGAGAGCAGUACGACGGCGUGGAUUGGAUUAGUGAAUCCAAUGGAGAUUUUGCGCGCCAUGGGCGUUGCCCUUGGGAUGGCGGCACGGCGGGGAGGGCGGAAGAGGGCCAGUAAGAGAGGUGGUCGAGGUAGCAACGUGUAUGAUCGUCUCGAGACGGCGCAUCCUGGGAUGGAAUAUCCGCCACCUGGUCCUAUGCCUCCGCCUUUGCACCCGUUUCAGUAUGACCCAGGGCAUGCAAAUUCACCUGCUGCGCCGCUGGUAGGCCAUGGAAGAUAGGAGGGGACUUGUCAAAGCUGAGAUGAUGAGUUUACGGUGGCCAUAAAUAUUGCUGGAGUUAUACUGCUUUGUCUCGCUUUGGCUUCCCAUCUUCUUUCUUCCCUUGCCAAAUAUGGUGGUGUGCAUGUUCUCCGGCAGCUCUUUUUUUUCUAGAAAGCAUUGUCUGUUUGCCUAUGUUUAUACCAACAUUCAUUGUUAGAGGCCCCUGUGAUUCAUGUUAUCUUAGAGCGCUCAAGUUCCUUACUGCUCAUGAUCAUCAACACUAAAUAGAUCUGCCAAAACUCCAAGAAGCACAUGCCUCCAACUUGUAUGAAGAUAAUCGAACCUGGGGUUUCUAAUGCACUUCAAUUACUGAAU
Molecule: messenger RNA, 1722 nt
Organism: Aspergillus calidoustus
Lineage: Eukaryota; Fungi; Ascomycota; Eurotiomycetes; Eurotiales; Aspergillaceae
Source: the annotation of a GenBank genome assembly